This is a messenger RNA of Rhopalosiphum maidis (corn leaf aphid), 1389 nucleotides long. Its product is annotated as formylglycine-generating enzyme. The transcript is spliced from 4 exons. The coding region runs from base 267 to 1289 and encodes 340 amino acids. Gene Ontology annotation, cellular component: endoplasmic reticulum. Lineage: Eukaryota; Metazoa; Arthropoda; Insecta; Hemiptera; Aphididae. The record is from RefSeq and is a predicted model, not a curated record.
UUUUUAACUUACUAAUUACAAAGCCACUAGUUUUAACUAUUAGAUGUUAUAUCAUGAUUCAAAAUUAAAUUUAAUCUAUUCUCUGCUUUUAGUUUUUAGAACUCAGUACUUAUAAAAUGUAUCGGAUAAUGAUCAAUCUAAAUUUCUAAUUCAAAAUACUCAUGAUUUAGUUUAAAUAAAGAAUAAUUUGAAAUAUUUUAGUUUAAAAUAUGUGUACCAUUUAAAAUGGCCAACUCACAAUUAGAAUCGUUUUAAAUUAAACAUAUAUGUUAAUUUAUAAAAACAUUAAGAUGAAAUUAUUUUAUAUUAUUACUGUUAUUAUGGGGAUAACAUCUUCCGAUUCAGAUUGUGGAUGUAAUACAAAUCGCAAUACAGCAAACACUGAAGAAGAAAAUGUUUGCAUAACAUCAGCAAAAGGUCAGAUAAAAACAGAAUCAGAAUUAGAAUCUAUGGUUUUAAUUAAAGGACAGAAUUUUACAAUUGGUACUGACAAACCAGAAAUUGUAGCUGAUGGAGAAUCGCCAUCCCGUACUGUGUACUUAGAUGAUUAUUUUAUUGAUAAAUAUGAAGUAAGUAAUUUAGAAUUUAAAAAGUUUGUUGAUGCAAGUGGAUACCAAACUGAAGCAGAGGUAUUUGGAGAUUCUUUUGUAUUUCAAUUAUUUCUCAGUAAAACUACAUUAAAAUCUAUAACACAAGCUGUCAAAGAUGCUCCAUGGUGGGUACCUGUUAAAGGUGCUAAUUGGAAACAUCCUGAAGGAAAAGAUUCUGAUAUAAGUGACAGAGAAUUACAUCCUGUUGUACAUGUUAGUUGGAAUGAUGCUAAAACAUUUUGCAACUGGGCUGGAAAAAGGUUACCAUCUGAAGCUGAAUGGGAAGUUGCUUGUAGAGGAAAUCUAAAAGAUAAACUCUAUCCUUGGGGAAAUAAGCUUCUUCCAAGUAAAAAGCAUAGAACUAAUAUUUGGCAGGGGGAAUUUCCAUUCAAAAACACUGCUGAAGAUGGUUGGGCAACUACAGCCCCAGUAAAUAUAUUUCCAAAAAACGGUUAUGGUCUCUAUAACAUGGUAGGGAAUGUAUGGGAAUGGACAAAUGAUAUUUGGAGUGUGCAUCAUGAUCAAAGAUUUACAGUAAAUCCAAAUGGUCCUUCAAAUGGAAAAGAAAGGGUUAAAAAGGGUGGGUCUUACUUGUGUCACAAACAGUAUUGUUAUCGUUAUCGAUGUGCCGCAAGAAGUCAAAAUACACCAGAUAGUUCUGCAUCAAAUCUUGGAUUUAGAUGUGCAAAAGAUAAAUAAUACUUUGAAAAUUGAUAUUACAAAGAAUGUGUUUAUUUUUAAAGUAUGAAAACUAAUGUUUAUUUAUUGUAUAUACAUUACAGUACCAUCAAGUAUUAUC